Molecule: messenger RNA, 2503 nt
Organism: Physella acuta
Lineage: Eukaryota; Metazoa; Mollusca; Gastropoda; Physidae
Source: RefSeq, a predicted model, not a curated record
AUGCCUAAAUCGUUCCUCAUUUCCCGCAAGAGGAAAAUCGCUUUACUGGAGAUGAUGGGGGAAGCUUCAGCCCCACAGACCAAGACAGCGCGGGUUCUAAACCCGCCCGCACCAACUAGUGAUCAGCGUGCAAAAGUUGGGAUUACAUCACAGGAUUUUAUAAGUAGCAUCAGACGAGAGAUGGAUAACUCUGUGGUGGAUAAUUCGUGGAUAAACCGGUUUACUUCUAACCAGCCAACCAAAACUGGGAACUGUGACGUCAAUCUUGGCGUGACGUCAUCCGCUUUUUCGUCGAACUCCGACCUUGACCUAUGUUCGCGGGAUGCCGUGAGUGCGGACAGAAACAAAAGUGUCAAGCGUGAGUUAAAUUUCUCACGUGAAGCGAGGUCACGUGAGACUCACGUGAGCUACCGCCCAGACGACAACAACAACAACAGCGAGAGUAAGGACGAAAACAGAAAUACCUCAGCCUUGAAAUCUUCCUCGUGUUGUCUCCCCGUGCCAGACAUCUUCCGGCCGUACCAGCUGUCCGGCUCCAGUCCGUCUUCCGGCACCGCCGUGUGUCCUCGAGCCGACCCGCAGGAAAACCUACAAACAGAUGCCGCUUUCUGGAAGCCGAAAUACGACUCACGCUACCUCCAGGCGGCUUGUACUCGUUCCCCAGACAAGUCUGGACUUCCGGUUGAAAGAUCCGUCGACUUAAAAACAAAAAAUGACGUCAUUGAUUUGUCUGUUAAAAAGCCGGGUAAAAUGGACGAUAUUUCACGUGAAUUCGGUGGUGUGGAUCUUGGACGUUCCCAACUUGGUGCGGCGGGUGGUUGUGUACUCACGGGCGUGACGUCAUGUGGACAGCGCGGGACGGACGGCCGGAGCUCGCAGGAAGUGCACGCGCCACGUGAGCCGCGCGAGACACGUCUCAGCUCACCGGCGCGUGCGGCCAAUGGGUGCCAAGCUAUCGAUCUCUCCCAAGAUGUGUCGCACACACCAUAUGACGUAACAAUUCCAUCUGCUUCAGAGUUCCCUAACGUCUACUGGCCCCACCCCUCCAAGCAGGAUUUGAACCCAGUCCCGUCAGUUACGAGACCUUCCCAGUCUCCAAAAACGCGUCCAACUUUUACCCAUCUUCCAGACGACGCCGCAAUUUCAUCACUUCCGGUGAAACAAACUGAAUUCCUUCCCCAUAACCAAACCCAAGUUCAAAGUCCUUCUUGUGCAAGAGCCAUCUGGCACGCUCGAGAUAUUUUCCCAGAAAUCGCCAGGCACCGGGAAGUGACGUAUGCCGACACGCCGCAUAACGAAACUGCCGGCACGCCGUUCCCGAGAAAAACUUACAAGACGAGGAAAACCCGGAGGAAAAAAUCGUUCACAAUCUCGAGUAUCAUGGAGGACAGCAGUGAUAGCGAGGGCGAGGACAAUGUGGUGACGCCUCAAACUUCUCCGCUGGAAAUUUUGCCGAGAGGCGAUCAGUCGACGUUAGAAGAUCGAUUGGGCGCGAGGUCGUAUGAAACAGGCACUGUCCAUACGAAGUCUCGUCCGCUUGAACCAGCCUCGAGAUCUCGUGAGAUUAGGACACAACUAACCAACCACGAGUACACGCGUGAAAUUGAACUGACCAAUCAGGAUCACACGAAGAAUACAACGGUGACCAAUCAGGGUCACACGAAGAAUACAACGCUGGACAAUCAGGACCACACGCGACUUGAGCCGAUCCUAUUUCCGCCCCGUUUAACGAACUCAGGAAAUCAUUUUCCCACUUUGACGACCGUCACUUUGCCCCAUAAUUCGAACACAAACAGACACCGUGAUCCGGCUGAAUCUUUUACCCACAAAAAUAACCUUAAAGAACCGGGUAUAAACAUCCCUCCCCAGAAUAACCAGACGGAACCGCUUCCUCCCCUGGUUCGCAUUCGCCCUUUCAUCAACGACCCGGUACUUUCCCAUAUGACUCACCCGCUGAUCCGGCCAGGUUGCCAGCUCAAUAUUCCUCAGGAACUCACCUCCAACAGUCCGGCUCUGGGCAUUCCCACUUUUCGACCCAUCCCCACCUUCAACACCAAUGGUGUGUGUCACCCAACACCAGUGAGAUUCUACACCAAAGGUGUUUUCCCGUUUUACCCGACCGAGAACUACGAGGACCCUCACGGCGCCCCGUGCCACAGCAUGACGUCACCGGGCAGUGACGUGGGCAGCGUGAUGUCAGGCUCGUGUUCUCCGACGUCAUCCAACGUCCCCUCCCCCCUGUCCCCCGCCCGCAGCGCCUCCCCGUGUAAACAUAACUUCCGGUCGCCGCCCUUACCCAGAUACCCCAUUGACCCAGCAUAUCCUGACAUGCGCACUGCAGGCUACAGCCAAGACGAGGGACCAACCGGAAAACACGAUACCGAUGACCGCAAAAGUUUUAAAACAUUUUUAGAGAACGCCAAUGUGAAACUGGAGUUCAUCAAUAGUGGUAAUGGCAUUAAAAACCCACUUUUGAGCCUGGAGUUCUCCAACAAUAAAUUUG